AUGGGAAUUAAAAACUUAUCUCAAGUUAUUGCCGACAACGCCGCGUCAGCGUUGAAGCUCAACGAAAUGAAGACCUAUUUUGGCAGAAAGGUUAGAUUCGUUUUCGAAGAUUUUUUUGAAAGAUUAAGGGGAGAACGAAACGAAUGAGGGAUUCCAAGGAGUCGAUAAAUAGCUUUCAUUACUAAUUGAAAGUAGUUGCGUUUGAGGUAGCAAUCGACGCAUCCAUGUGCCUGUAUCAAUUUCUUAUCGCUGUGCGCCAAGAUGGAUCUCAAUUGCAAUCAGAAGACGGCGAAACGACGAGGUUCUUGAGCAUUAUCAGCUUCUAAUUGAAAAAAGAUCUUUCAGUCAUUUGAUGGGAAUGUUCUAUCGUACGAUUCGGAUGAUUGACAAUGGCAUCAAGGUUCUUGUUUCAAUCAAGUUUUUUUUCAUCUUUUUUUUUCAGCCCGUUUAUGUUUUCGACGGUAAGCCGCCUGACAUGAAAAGCGGGGAACUUGAAAAGAGAACCGAGAAAAGGCAAGAUUUUCUAUUUCUAGAAUAAACCUCAGUGUAAUUAUUUUUCAGAGCUGAAGCGGAGAAACAACUUGUAGAAGCUCGAGAGAAGGGAGACGCGAAAGAAGUCGACAAGUUUGAGCGGAGGCUUGUCAAGGUGUGACCCGUAGUUCACUUUUUUUUCGAAAUUGAAGUCUAUUGCUCUGGAAAGGCCAAUUUGCAGCCCUAAAACCUUCUUUCCCAUGUGGGAACAUAUAAAAUCACUUUUACUGUGAGCAGUUGAGAUACUAUCGAAUAUUGCCCGGCUUGUAAAAAUUGAAAAGAAAUAAUGGCUCAAGAAAUGGUUCGAAGCGUAAAAAACUGUAUAAUUUGAAACAAAAUGUCAAGUCCACUGAAAAAUUGAUAUCAACCGCGACGCUUCUAGCCAUUCCGCGUGCGGCCGAGAUUUUUAAGUGGGAGCUAAUCGAGUAUUCAUUGACUUUCACGAUUUUCAUUUGCACAUUUUGAUUUGAAGGUGACGAAGCAGCAGAACGAAGAAGUCAAGAAGCUACUCCAACUGAUGGGCGUUCCUUUGGUGGAAGCACCCUGCGAGGCCGAAGCACAGUGUGCAGCUCUCGUCCGUCACGGGAAGGUUGGUCUCGAAGCGAUCCUCUGAAAUAAGGAAAUCAGGUCUUCGCCACGGCUACCGAAGACAUGGACGCACUGACGUUCGGUUCGAACAUGCUCCUCAGACACAUGACCUUUUCCGAGGCUAAAAAAAUGCCCAUCAAGGUAAUCACGAUCUAGCAAUAACAAACAAACAAAUUGGAUUUCUGAUUUUAGAGCGCCAAAUUAUUAAUUUCCUAACUCGAAAAUGAUUUUUCAAGCAAAGUCAAUUUUUUUAAAAUUUUGUUUUCAUAUAAUGCAUGACCGUUUGAAACUAUAAAUUUGGGUGAAAGAAACAAAAAAGUUCAAGAAUCAAGGUACAACAUCUUUUUGUUUAAUGUUUUAUAAAAGUUUACUAGAAUAGAUUACUUGGAUAGGGUUGAAAAAAGUGAAAAAAAAAACAGUUAUUUAUGAACUCUGUUUUAGGAGUUCAAUCUGGCCAGAGUGCUUGAAGAAAUGGAAGUGACGAUGGAGCAAUUCGUCGAUUUGUGCAUUUUGCUCGGUUGCGAUUACUGUGGAACUAUUAGGGUAUGGAAGACCUUGUUUUCAAGCUCACAACAAAUUUGUUUCAGGGGAUCGGGCCGAAAAAAGCUCUCGAACUCAUCAAGCAACACAAAGAUAUUGAAACGAUUCUUGAAAAUAUCGAUCAAACGGUUAGUUUUUUCGGUACUUCAAAUGAAAAAAAAAAACUAUUUACGUAAACUAGAUGAUUAAAAUGUUCAGAAAUACCCUCCACCCGAAGACUGGCCGUAUAAACGUGCACGGGAGCUUUUCCUUCAGCCUGAUGUCGCCAAUGACGACGAUAUUACAGUUAUUAUAUAUAAUCACAUUACCAGUUUUUUUAGGGUUUUUUUAAAGUCUGCAUGAAAGGGGUAAAAAGUAUUUCUUAUAACGUCAAAAAAUCAAGCUACUGCCAAAGUAGAGUGUUUUGGCGUGUUCUUGCAAUUCUGCUUAUGAAAUUAAAUGUGUUUAAAAGAUGGUAGGAAGGAAUUUUGGGUUCCCGAAUAUUUGUGAGCGUUAAUUGUGCAUACACCAAUCUUGGAGGCUCGAAUCUUUGAAAUUUUGAAUUUUUGCAAACGGUUCUUGGGAAUAUUCCCCUCUUUUUUAAAUUUCCUUCUUUUUUUUCCUACAUUUUUUUUUCUUUGUCGUUUUAUUGUGAAGUUGCCGUGUUUAGACCACAAAUGAACACUGUAUGAUUUUUUUCAACUAACUUUUUUUAUCAAAUAAUGCGUCUUUCUCGCAUACACGUAGUCAAUUAUUCGCUGCAGAACGGCUCCCACAUUUUUCAUUCACUCUGUAAAUAUUCUCCAUCAACUUCUGUUAACAAAAACAUUGGAAAAAUUAUAAAAAAUCAGAAAAGAGGUGAAUAUUCCCAAGAAUCGUUUGCAAAGAUUCAAGUUUUCAUAGGCUCGAGCCUCCAAGAUUGGUGUAUGCACAAUUAACGCUCACGAAUAUUCGGGAACCCAAAAUUCCUUCCUACCAUCGUUUAAAAACUUUCCUGAAUAUAUUUUUUGCAAAAAGUGUGGGUUUUGUAUUGAUAGUAGAAGUUAUAACUUUUUUUCGCACGUAUAUUUAACCUUUCUAUCUCUAACUGUAGAACAGUGAACUUAUCCAUUUUCCGUUCAAUAUGUUUUCUUUCAGCUGAAUUGGAAAGAGCCCGAUGUUGAGGGAAUCGUGGAGUUCAUGUGCGGCGAGAAGAAUUUCAAGUUAGUUGAUCGAUUUUUUCUUGAGCAGUUCGAAAUAAUUUUCCAGUGAGGAUCGAAUCCGAUCAUCGCUGUCGCGGAUGCAGAAAAGUCGCAACGCCGGAACUCAGGUUUCUUUUUUUUUGGGGAAAAUUUUGUGUAACGCGAGAAAGUGGAUAAAAUAGCAUAAAAUAUUCUUAAGUUAGCUAUGAGUGUGGUUUUCUAUAAAAGCGAGUAGGAAAUUGCUGAGAAUCGUAGAUGAUUGGGAGAUAAAGACAUUAAUGUCAGCUCAGACAAGAAAUUAAAGAAAGCAACGCGAUUGUUACUGUUCACAAUCCUUGAAAUUCAGAGGCUUUGAGACUUUUCUUCCAUCGUGUAAUGCGGUAGUAUAAUUGAGAAAAAAGAAUACAUAACUUUUUUCUGAAUGAUUGUUUUGAAAUAAAUCAACUGACAGAGGAUUUCUCUCUUUUGAGGUUACGGCUUAUGAAGCUCAAGUUCUUCUCAUAAUUUAUCGUAGGAUAAUAUUAGAAAUGAAAUUAAAGACUGAAAUUUCUCGAACUUUCUAUUGUUUUUAAACAUUGGAUUCUCCGAUUGAGACGGGUUUUUCUAUUCAAAAGUGAGAUUCUAGUGUUUGUUUAAUAUCUCCAAUUUACAAUUUUAGGGUCGAAUUGAUUCGUUCUUCACGGUUUCGGCACAAGUAAAGUGUACGACAGCGGCGAAAAGGAAAGCGGCCGAGGAGAAGGAAAAAGCCAAAAAAGGAGCCGCGAAGGGAAAGGCCGGCGGACCGCCUGCCAAACGAAGACCCAAGUGA
Molecule: messenger RNA, 3627 nt
Organism: Caenorhabditis auriculariae
Lineage: Eukaryota; Metazoa; Nematoda; Chromadorea; Rhabditida; Rhabditidae
Source: the annotation of a GenBank genome assembly